This is a messenger RNA of Paramuricea clavata, 438 nucleotides long. Lineage: Eukaryota; Metazoa; Cnidaria; Anthozoa; Malacalcyonacea; Plexauridae. The record is from the annotation of a GenBank genome assembly.
AUGCCACAGUCACUACUUAAAGCAUGCAAGCAAAAGGUUCAUCCGAAACCUAGCGACCGACGAGAAAUGGUACAAAUAGCUUGUGAUGACAUAAGAAAGCAUUCAACCUUGCCUGGUAGAAAAAACUUGUCCAAAAUUGCAAGCACAAUUGUGGCCAAACACAAAGAAUCGUUUUGUGACGUUGUUGCAGAUAAAGUUAUUGGAAGUGGGUACGAGUCUCUUUGUAAGCAAAUGGAAGAACGGUUGUUUAAUUUAAAUAGAAAAGGAAUGAAAACAAGUUCCUUUGGUGAAAAAUUAAAUGAAGUUGAUGGAACCUCUGAGCCACCUGCCAAGAAAACGAGGAAACCUGUCAAGGAUUUGUAUGGUUGCAUUAAUUGGCAACCUGAUUCAUAUCCUGAGAAUGAAAAUAAAGAGACACAAAAGGAGAUACAGGAGUGA